AUGGCCAACACAGAAAAGAAAUCAAUCGUCAUAAUUGGAGGAGGCAUAAUAGGCAGUACAACGGCCUAUUUCCUCACACGGCAUCCCAAAUAUGAUCCAUCAAAACAUUCAAUCCAUCUCAUCGAGGCGAACUCCAUCGCCAGUGGCGCUUCCGGCAAGGCCGGUGGUCUCCUGGCACUAUGGGCAUACCCCUCAUGCUUAGUACCAUUGAGCUUCAAACUUCACGCCGAACUGGCCAAAGAGCACGGUGGCACGGACCGCUGGGGCUAUCGUGGGGUUGGCGUUGGCCAAAUCGACUUGACUGGUCGACAAGUACGCAAUCAGCCCAAGAUCACAGCCAACGGCGACUCCAAGUCCGAGGACAUCAGAGGCCUACACAGACCAGAUGUCUCGAGUGACGGCAAUGUAAGUCUGCAAAAGAGAAGUAAAGAAUCAUACUCCAGCCUCCGCAAAAUGGGCCUACCCGAUGACCUCGACUGGGUCGCGGAAGAUUGUGUUCAGGGUUACGACAGUAUGGGCUCGCCACGGGACACGGCUCAAGUACACCCUUACCAAUUCACCACGUCCAUGGCGGCCCUUGCCGAGGAGAAAGGCGCCAAAGUCAUCAUCGGCAGUGUCGACAAGAUCGAAACCUCGUCGUCGGGAGAGCAUACAGUCCGAUACACUGACAAGGAGAACAACUCGCAAAAGUCACUGCCGGCAAGCGAUGUGAUCGUCACGGCGGGCCCAUGGACCAAAACUGUCUGGCCAGGCUCACCAAUCGGCGCACUUCGGGCUCACAGCGUGACAAUCCGUCCGUCGCACCCCGUGUCGGCAUAUUGUCUGUUCACACAACUUGCCCUGCCCAAGAACUUCAAGGAGGGCGUCAAGUCGCCCGCCAUGCACGUCAGCCCCGAGAUUUACGCGCGGCCAAACAACGAACUCUACGCGUGCGGCGAAGGCGAUCACCUUGUCCCCUUGCCCAAGAGUACUGCUGAGGUCGAAGUUGAUGACUCACGGUGCCAAGAUAUCGUGGACUACUGCGCUAGUUUCUCGGACGAAAUGCGCGAUGGUGAGGUGCUCGUGAGGCAGGCUUGUUAUCUGCCUCAAGUUGAGACUGGUUCUGGGCCGUUGGUAGGACACACAAAUACGAAAGGUGUUUAUCUUGCGGCUGGGCACACGUGUUGGGGAAUUCAGAAUGGUCCGGCAACAGGGAAAUUGAUGAGCGAAUUUAUUUUUGAUGGCAAGCCGCUGAGCGCGAAUAUUAGUAGUUUGGAUCCGAGGAGGGCGUUGAGAUGA
Exophiala viscosa is the source of this 1278-nucleotide messenger RNA. Its product is annotated as D-amino-acid dehydrogenase. Gene Ontology annotation, cellular component: late endosome; cytoplasm. The transcript has a single exon. Gene Ontology annotation, biological process: retrograde transport, endosome to Golgi. Bases 1 to 1278 code for a protein of 425 amino acids. Gene Ontology annotation, molecular function: oxidoreductase activity. NCBI's taxonomy places the organism in Eukaryota, Fungi, Ascomycota, Eurotiomycetes, Chaetothyriales, Herpotrichiellaceae. The record is from RefSeq and is a predicted model, not a curated record.